This is a messenger RNA of Myxocyprinus asiaticus (Chinese sucker), 490 nucleotides long. It is a transcript of the gene crha, whose product is annotated as corticoliberin-1. Bases 95 to 490 code for a protein of 131 amino acids. The record is from RefSeq and is a predicted model, not a curated record. Lineage: Eukaryota; Metazoa; Chordata; Actinopteri; Cypriniformes; Catostomidae. Gene Ontology annotation, molecular function: hormone activity. The transcript is spliced from 2 exons. Gene Ontology annotation, cellular component: extracellular region.
UCAGGUGCGGACGAGCUCCUCUGACGAACGCAGUACAUUCCGGAGAAUUCGUGGAAUCUGACAGCAGCUCUGAGAUUACCGUGAAUUUCCUUCAAUGAAGCUGCACGUGCUGCUCAUGGCGGUGUCUCUCAGUGUGUUCCUCUCGCACUCUGGUGAGUCCGCUCCAGGACACACGGACACACAGCUACCGGUUCUGACGCACUUAGGAGAGGAGUACUUCAUCAGACUGGACAACGACCGGAGAUCACCGCCGCACACCGAGGCGCUUCAGCUUCAGCUCACACAGCGGAUGUUAGGAGGUCAGGUCGGUAGUGUCGGUAAUAAAAUCGUGCACAGUCUCGAAGAGCGCGAGCGCCGGUCCGAAGACCCUCCCAUUUCACUGGAUCUGACUUUCCACCUGUUGCGCGAGGUGCUGCAGAUGGCACGAGCCGAACAACAAGCCCAGCGGGUGAGCAACAAUCGCAAGAUGAUGGACUUCUUCGGGAAAUAA